Molecule: messenger RNA, 2379 nt
Organism: Belonocnema kinseyi
Lineage: Eukaryota; Metazoa; Arthropoda; Insecta; Hymenoptera; Cynipidae
Gene: Mkp3
Product: dual specificity protein phosphatase Mpk3
Exons: 4
Coding region: 849-2051 (400 amino acids)
Biological process (GO): protein dephosphorylation; negative regulation of MAPK cascade
Cellular component (GO): cytoplasm; cytosol
Molecular function (GO): MAP kinase tyrosine/serine/threonine phosphatase activity; protein tyrosine/threonine phosphatase activity
Source: RefSeq, a predicted model, not a curated record
GCCCGUGGAAGACGCCCGUGAAAGAGGUGAAAGACGCGUGGAAGGUGUGGUGAAGCAGUGCAAUCUCAGUGAACGAUCCGAUUUUGUUAAGAAAAUCGAAAACUACUCGCGUGUGUUGUGUGUCCGUUUUCGUCGUCAUCGUGAGUGACAGCGCACAGUGACAACCUCUUCGGGAAUGUCCGGGCUUUCCUGAUACAACACAGGUCCAUCGCGCAGCAUCGAUUUUUCUCCGAAAAUCGAAACUCCUCGUCCUCCGUGUCACUCUUCCCCCACUCAUUUUUUCAAGCGAUGCUUCAGGAAGCAGGUGGAAAUUGCAAGAGAUCCUCUCAGAGCCUAGCAUAACCUCCAUCUCAAAUGCAGCAUCCCUGCAACAAAAACGAGAAUCCACUUUAGACAAAAAGUAUCUCCGACUCCAGCUCUCAGAAGUGUUUUGAGAUUGAGAUUAUUGACACUUGUUUUGGGUUUAGAAAAACUUGAGUCGAGAAGUUGACAUUUUGAACCCGGAAGGAAAUUGUCGCGGGAAGAUCGAUAAUUCGCGAGGGGAAGGGGGCAGUCGUGGUAAUCUGUAAGAAGUGCUAAAUUGUUAAUCCAUGUCUACCUACAAAUCCACGGAUUCUAGGAAGCUAGCAUCUCAGUCCAAGUGCCAUUUCGUCAUAUCCAAAUAUUUAUAUGACAACCUCUUUUCUAAGCUUGGAAGUGGAGUAGAUAAAAGUGCCAUAUAUUCUGGAGUCUCUUGAUUAACUCUCGCGCAUCAGAUCGGAGAUUAAUUCUCAAAGCUGGAGAUUUAGUGAGUGCAGUUCCAAGUAGAAUCCUGGGAUCUGGAAGAUAAUUAUCAAAGGGCAAAAAAAAUGCCGGACGAGAGAGAAAUAACAGAAGAAGGACGAGUGUGUCCGGACUGGCUUUGUCAGGAGCUCAGGUCCCAGGAGAGGUCCAGCAGGCUUUUGAUCCUAGACUGCAGGGCUCAUUUGGACUUUGUUGAGGCUCAUAUUCGAGGUUCAGUUUCUUUGGCGAUUCCAAGUAUUAUGCUGAGGCGCCUGGCUGCAGGAAAAGUAGAUUUGCUCUCGACUAUCCGCUGCUUGGAACUCAGGUCCAGAGUGGAAAUUUUUCUCUGUGGAGAUCAAAACAGCAGAGGUACUUUUAUCCUGAUUGGAGACUCGACUGAACCUGCUGGACACCAGGGCGAAACUAUUCAGGUUUUGAGUCGAAGGCUAAGAAGCAGUGGAGGAAGCGUUGCUACUUUAAUUGGAGGAUAUGCAGCCUUCAAAGAUUGCUAUCCAGAAUGGUGCGAAGGUAGUCAAAAUUGCACGGAAGGUUCACCUGGUCAGGAUACAAACGAGGGAGAGUUGAUGGGGCUCAGGUCAUUGCGUAUCUCUGCACCUCCAACGAGGGCUUAUUCUGAUUCCGAUAGCGAUAGUACCUGCGAUUCUGUCGGGCCAGAAGAAGACAAAGACUUUCCAGUGGAAAUUCUGCCGCACUUGUACCUUGGAAACGCAGCUAACAGUGAAGACCAAGAGUCUCUGGUUCGUCACAGGAUACAAUAUAUCCUAAACGUUACGCCGGAUUUACCAAACGUUUUCGAAAGUGGUGGCUCAAUAAAAUAUAUGCAAAUUCCAAUCAGCGACCACUGGAGUCAGAACUUGGCAAGCUUCUUCCCCCAAGCAAUCAAAUUUAUCGAGGAAGCAAGAAGUUCAGACAAAGGAGUCUUGGUCCACUGCUUGGCUGGAGUCUCCAGAUCCGUCACGAUUACCGUCGCUUACCUCAUGCACAAGUGCAGACUCAGUCUAAAUGACGCCUUCAAUUUGGUGCGCAGCAGAAAAGCAAACAUUGCCCCCAAUUUCCACUUCAUGGAGCAGCUUCACAGUUUCGAAAAAGAACUCAGGGGCCAGGGAAAUCGAAUCCAAGGCAAUGAUCAGAGGUGUAUCGGCGCUUGUCGACCCGGCGGACCUUGCAGUUGUCCCGCACCCAGCUUCCUGAGUCCCCUCGACCUGGGACUCAGUCCAGACUCUGGAAUUGAAUUCGACAGGUGGGCAGCCAGCACUCCGGCGGAAUGAGACGGGCAUGGGGGGACCCAAUACAAUUUCUAGGUCCCUCCUAGUUUCGUGCACAAGAUUUAGAAAGAAAGAAAUGAAACCUUUUCUUGGAAGAAGCGUCUAGCAAAUCAAUCCAAAAUAAUCUUCCUCAAGAAGUAAAAUCGAUUUGUCCAAAUGACAAGGUUCUAUCUCUGCGAGGCUUCCAUUGGUGCUCAAAGGAUUCACGAGAAGAGGUGAACACGAUUUGAAACUUUUUUCCGAAAACCUAGGAGGUAUCGCAUUUUGAAAUGCAGAGUCUUAAUUGUCGACGCAAAGACGAAUUAAUAUUUCGUCUGUUUGUAUAUAUAAA